Molecule: messenger RNA, 498 nt
Organism: Soboliphyme baturini
Lineage: Eukaryota; Metazoa; Nematoda; Enoplea; Dioctophymatida; Soboliphymatidae
Source: the annotation of a GenBank genome assembly
AUGCAGAGUGUUCUACGUUACCUUGCCUUGCCGAGCGAAGACACUGAGCGGACAGUCAGCGUUGAAACAAAGACCGUGUUGCAAGAAGCCGGUCUGCUGCACAAGUCUGCUGAUGGACUGGCCAUCACUUCAUACGGGUUCCAAUUUCUGCUCAUGGAUUACGCUAAACAGAUAUGGUCCUAUCUUGUUCAUUAUUUAGAAUAUAUGGAGAAAAAGUCUUCAAGUCCUGAAGAAGCAAUAUCGUUCCUCCUCGCUAGCGUCUUUUGCUCUUUAGACAAGGCGUACACGACUGAAAUGCUGUCCUCAGCAUCACUGAACUUUCUGCAGCACCUUCGAGGGAUCGGCCUUGUCUAUCAGCGAAAGAGGAAAGCCGGUUGGUUCUGCUUUACGGCUCUCACAGCUAUUCUGUCAAAUUUCACUAUGUCACUCAGCCACAAACCGAAAGGAUUCUUAAUCGUCGAGACCAACUUUCGGCUUUAUGCGUUCACCGGUGAGUGA